Daldinia caldariorum is the source of this 1526-nucleotide messenger RNA. RefSeq lists its product as uncharacterized. Gene Ontology annotation, biological process: superoxide metabolic process. Lineage: Eukaryota; Fungi; Ascomycota; Sordariomycetes; Xylariales; Hypoxylaceae. The transcript is spliced from 3 exons. Gene Ontology annotation, molecular function: metal ion binding. The coding region runs from base 548 to 1294 and encodes 248 amino acids. The record is from RefSeq and is a predicted model, not a curated record.
UUUGCUGUCCUACGUCGCCAAUUUUGGGCAAUGCUAGAUGAGGAAUGAUGCAAGGUCCCAUGGGUGGACGUUAGUCUCAUCAAAUGUCUACAUAGUACCAGCGGCCAUACCUUUCCGCAGAGGCGAUGGCGGGUGAAUUCGACUAGGGAGUGGUGAAUCCUAAUAGUGAUGUUCGGACAAGGUAUUGUUCAUUGGUUGUUGGGUUGCUAGGCUGCGGGCUGUGAGUUGCAACGGUGAAACCAUCAUUGAAGGUAAAGUCUACACUAGACGGCUAUAAAGACUUACAGCCUCCAGUCAGUCCCAUUGUUCCUCUCAACUUGUCUUUGUUAACUCAACACUGUCUGACUCCCGACCUUUGGACGCAAGAAAGCUAGGAACAAACAAGUACAAAAACGGUUCCUUAGGGUAGAAUUGGAAUAAAUUCGCAAGCUACGCACCACCUUUCGGAGACUACAACAUCCAGAAAUCAAACACGCCAGCUACAAAUCGCCAGACUUGAUCAAUCGGAAUUUAAUUUUUACCUGCUACCACAUUCUCCCACGCCAAAAUGCGUGUAUCCAAUAUUAUUUCCCUCUCUGCCAUUGGCGCUUCGAGCGUCCUAGCCCAGAACAACGCCACAGGUAAAUUGGGCGAUGCCGCUGCCAUUACUGGUAACCCGAUCGGCAAGACGGCUAUUGCUACGUUACCCGAACAGCCAUUCUGGAAGGGAAGCCUGAAUGGAAACGUACAAGGCUCCGUCGUGGCCAAGUCCGGCUUAAAUGGCGAGGGUGUCGACUACGAAAUAUCAUUCUCAAACUUACCUCAAGAGGGCGGUCCUUUUAUCUACCACAUUCACGUCGCUCCCGUUCCGGAAGACGGCAACUGCACCGGCACACUUGCGCACCUUGAUCAAUAUAUUCGCGGCGAGGACCCCGCUUGCGACUCGUCCCGACCGGCGUCGUGCCAGCAGGGAGACCUCAGCGGAAAAUAUGGAAAGAUCCAAAGCUCGGAGCCGUUCACUGCCAAGUUUCACGACCCGUAUACGUCCUUGAAGGAGGGCGACGGCGCCUACUUUGGCAACCGAAGUGUUGUAUUCCACUUCGCAAACAAGACCCGUAUCACCUGCGCCAACUUUGCCGUUCAGGGCUCGAACACCACCGCGCCGUACCCCACCGGAACCGGCAGCCCCGUCAAGACUUCGCCCGCACCUACGGCUUCACCAAGCAUUCCUGUUGACAACGCAGGCGCCGUUCUUAACGUUCUUAAGAACCUGGCGAUCGCUCCUGUCGUAGCAGGCUUCCUUGUUCUACUAUAAACGUAACUAAUAUGCUCGGGGUCAAUGGCAAUCAAAAGUUACUUAGCUAAUUCGCAUAUGUUGGCGUUACGGAGAUGAUUUGGUAGACUUCGGAAACUAAUCGUUGACAAUGCCUUGACGUCUAUGGACAUCAAAGGAUUUAAUGGGAAAGGGCACACUAUUAGUACCGCCCUGUUUAUGUGUAUGAUGUUCACGGCCGGCAACAAAAUAUUCUAUAGUAAUAAUUACCAAG